Mollisia scopiformis is the source of this 344-nucleotide messenger RNA. RefSeq lists its product as uncharacterized. The annotation marks the transcript as partial. NCBI's taxonomy places the organism in Eukaryota, Fungi, Ascomycota, Leotiomycetes, Helotiales, Mollisiaceae. The record is from RefSeq and is a predicted model, not a curated record. The transcript is spliced from 3 exons.
AUAUGAUUGAGCUCUCUGAGGAUCACGAGGCAAGAAUGGACGAACUUGAAGGGACCCUUCGUGGCCAUAUUGGCUUGAUUGAAGAAGCACUAGACAGAUUGGAAGGCAAAGCCACAGAUGAAGAUCGCGGUAAGAAGAUGGACGACUACUAUGGAAAGAGGGGACGGAACGAAAAAGCAAAGUAAUAUGCUUGAGUUCCGAUUCGAUUGCGACAGCAACAGAUGUGCACGAACGCAUGUGGAUGUCACACCAAAGAGAAGAUACGGAUAAACGGUGUAAGUGGCGUCCUGAAAUUGCCAAAUCUGGUGGGAUGGGGGUCGCACAGAGACGGGUUGCCAUGCAAG